Molecule: messenger RNA, 1521 nt
Organism: Vollenhovia emeryi
Lineage: Eukaryota; Metazoa; Arthropoda; Insecta; Hymenoptera; Formicidae
Gene: Nup62
Product: nuclear pore glycoprotein p62
Exons: 5
Coding region: 105-1379 (424 amino acids)
Biological process (GO): RNA export from nucleus; protein import into nucleus
Cellular component (GO): nuclear pore central transport channel; nuclear pore
Molecular function (GO): structural constituent of nuclear pore; phospholipid binding
Source: RefSeq, a predicted model, not a curated record
UUUUCUGGUGCUUCCUUCAGAACAAGCGGUGUAGCGCGUGCGGACCGGAGUCCCGGAGAGUUGGCUGUUCAAUCUCGACGGUCGGAGCGAAUCCGGAGUACACAAUGGCUACGCCUCCCAAUACCGGACUGUCCUUCGGCGCGCCGAAACCUGCAACAGGUCUCACCGGCUUGACGUUCGGCACUCCUCCGACCACCAUGGCCCCCCCGGGGACCGGCUUCGGCCUCGGCGGCGGGGUGACCGCGACGACGACGUCCAUCUCCACCGCGUCGAGCCUGCCGAGCUUCACCAACCUCGCGAGCAGCGGGACGGGGCUCGCGUUCGACCCCGCCAAGGUGUCCACGACCGCGGCCACAGGAUACCCCAUCGCGACGACCACGGCGGGGGGCUUCACUUUCGGCGCGACCAAGCCUUUGGCAGGGUCCGCCGGCUUGACCUUUGGCACUCCAAACGCCAUGGCCCCUGGAACUGGGUUCGGUCUCGGCAGCGCGAUCGCGGCUACAACGUCCACGCCGAGCAUGCCGAGCUUCAGUCUUCCCAGCAGCACGGCGGUGACGUCCGUGACGCCGGGACUGUCGUUCGACGCCUCGAAGACGGGGACCGCCACGACCUCGGCCGCGGGAUUUGCGCUCGCGGCAACUACCGCCGCAGGAUUUAGCUUUGGGACGUCCACGACCACCUCCGCUGGAUUCCCUUUGAGCAAAACCACUUCCGCCGCUGUUUCGACGAGCCUGGCGGCACCCCCUACUCUUACCUCAUUGGGCACCGCCACUACUGUCAGUUCCGCGACUGGUAUUCAACCGGCGGCCAUCAAUUUCUGCCAGCUCGAGGAAUCGAUCAACAAGUGGACCUUAGAGUUGGAGGAGCAAGAGAAAGUGUUUGUAAAUCAAGCGACGCAGGUCAACGUUUGGGAUAAAUUGUUGAUUACAAACGGGGAGAAAAUAGUGACGCUGAAUCAGGAGGUUGAACGGGUGAAGAUCGAGCAGCAGCAAUUGGAGCAAGAGCUGGACUACGUUGUUGGACAACAGAAAGAGUUGCAGGAAUGCUUGGUGCCAUUAGAAAAGGAGCUGGCGUCUCUUUCCGUCUCGGAUUCCGAUCGAGAAUACACCUACCGUUUGUCAGAGAAUCUCGAUACUCAGCUAAAAUCUAUGUCGGAGGAUCUUAAGGAAAUCAUAGAACACCUAAACGAGGCGAACCGCGCCCAAGACUCCAGCGAUCCUAUCGUCCAGAUAGGCAAGAUUUUGAAUGCACAUACGAACAGUCUACAAUGGCUGGACCAACAGACUGCUCUCUUAAGUCAGAAGAUACAGCAGAUUGAUCAGCUGCAUCAAAGCUUCAGGCAGGAGAGCGAACAGAACUUACAUUUAGCUUACAACUAGCUUUGUUCAUGUUUACAUAUGCGUAACUUGUAAGGAUUAUUUUUUGAUAAGUUAAUUAAUUUAUAUACUCUAGAAAAGAGCGAAUGGACAGAACGUAUGAAUGAGAACCGCAAAAAAAAUAUAUAUAUAUUUUACAUAUAAA